Messenger RNA from Tetranychus urticae (two-spotted spider mite), 1175 nucleotides. RefSeq lists its product as uncharacterized. Gene Ontology annotation, biological process: endonucleolytic cleavage to generate mature 5'-end of SSU-rRNA from (SSU-rRNA, 5.8S rRNA, LSU-rRNA); small-subunit processome assembly; endonucleolytic cleavage in 5'-ETS of tricistronic rRNA transcript (SSU-rRNA, 5.8S rRNA, LSU-rRNA). Gene Ontology annotation, cellular component: nucleolus. Gene Ontology annotation, molecular function: RNA binding. The record is from RefSeq and is a predicted model, not a curated record. NCBI's taxonomy places the organism in Eukaryota, Metazoa, Arthropoda, Arachnida, Trombidiformes, Tetranychidae.
CCAUUUUCAACGGUUGUCAAGGAAUGACUAAGGGUUUGUCUGUAACCAAUAUUUUAUUAUUCAAGUUUUUCUCUCUUCCUUUAUGACUUGCAUUUUGGUUUCAUUAUUUCAAUUGAAUGUGAUUCAUUUGUAACAAUUAAAACAGUUGGAAUGGUUAAAGAGACAAAUUAAUUUCAAUUAUGUGCAAUCAAAUGUGUUGAAGAAAUCAAAUCAUCUUUAAUGACAUAAAAUAUCAACGGGAAUUAGUUGACUGUUCAACAAAUUAAUUGUGUUUCGUUAUGGAGGAGCAGUCUGUUAUGGAGACGGAUAAGCCUGAAAAGACCGGAAAGACUGGGUUAAUUUAUUUCAGUCACAUUCCACCUGGUAUGGAUGUUCGAAAAAUUAGAGAAAUUUUCAGUCAAUUUGGUGAAGUGGGUCGUAUUUAUUUGGAGAAAGAUACUGCUACCAAGAAACUUGGUAAAAAGACUAAAUUUCAUCGUUACACAGAAGGUUGGCUCGAAUUUAAGAAGAAAAAGACAGCCAAACAAGUGGCAGAAAAGCUAAAUGGUCAACAAGUUGGUGGUAAAAGACGCAAUGUUUAUUUUGAUAGCAUUUGGAGCAUAAAAUAUCUCCACAGGUUUAAAUGGCAUCACUUGAAAGAAACCAUAAUCCAACAGAGAGCUUUAAAUGAACAAAGGCUACGUUUUGAGCUUGAACAAGCUCGCAAAGAGACCAACUUUUACCUUGAAAUGUCUGAAAAACGUAAAAGGAAAAAGUCUGCUAACAACAUCGACCCAACUAAAAUAUUGGAAAAACAAAAGGAGACAGAUGAAGUUAUCCGGAAUCAAAAGAAAACUCCGGAUGUUGAUCUUGACCUAUUGAAGCGUAUUUUUAAUUAAGCAAUCGUUUCAGUUAGGUUCUGGAUAAUGGUUCAGUUUUUAGUUCGUAGUGAGUCAGACAUUUCAGCAAAUUUGAAUCAAGUUUCUAACUCUUUUCGGGUCAAGAUCACUAACUUAUAAUUGAAGGAAAAUAUUGUAAACUUGAUAUUUAAAUUUAUCGGAAGUCUUUAAGGUUCUUAUUGCUAUUAAAACCUGAUCAUGUGAAUAUCUGAGGAAAACUUUAUGUAAUUCAUCAUUGUAAUGUAAAUACAAAAAAAUAUUUUCAAAUUGAACUUGAUAUAUUUUCAAUCAGCUUAA